This is a messenger RNA of Synchiropus splendidus (mandarinfish), 841 nucleotides long. RefSeq names its product MAD2 mitotic arrest deficient-like 1 (yeast) (gene mad2l1). Gene Ontology annotation, cellular component: cytoplasm; kinetochore; nucleoplasm. Bases 110 to 718 code for a protein of 202 amino acids. Gene Ontology annotation, biological process: mitotic spindle assembly checkpoint signaling. Lineage: Eukaryota; Metazoa; Chordata; Actinopteri; Syngnathiformes; Callionymidae. The transcript has 5 exons. The record is from RefSeq and is a predicted model, not a curated record.
GCGCCUGCGCCAGAGAGGGGCAGGCGACUUUCAAAUCGAACGGCGGUUAGUUGAAGAAGAGGAACCAGACGUGCCUCGUUGUGUCGGAGAAACGUCGUAGCUACAGACAAUGACGAGCGCUUUACAAGGAAUCACUCUGAAGGGAAGUGCGGAGCUGGUGGCGGAGUUCUUCUCCUAUGGGGUCAAUAGCAUCUUGUACCAGAGGGGCAUCUACCCACCCGAAACCUUCACCAGAGUCACCCAGUAUGACAUGAGCCUUCAGCUUACCACUGACCCCCAACUGAAAAACUACCUCACCAACGUGGUGUCUCAGCUCAAAGAGUGGCUGUUUGAGUGCACUGUGCAGAAGCUGGUGCUGGUGGUCACAUGUCUGGACACCAACGAGGUUCUGGAGCGGUGGCAGUUUGACAUUGAGUGCGACAAGACGGCCAAAGAAAGCAGUGUGCCCAGAGAGAAGUCCAUCAAAACCAUUCAGGAAGAGAUCCGCUCAGUCAUCAGGCAGGUCACGGCCACCAUCACCUUCUUACCUCUGCUGGAGACACCAUGUGCCUUCGACCUCCUGGUCUACACUGACAAAGACCUGGUCGUCCCAGACAAGUGGGAGGAGUCAGGUCCACAGAUCAUCGACCAGGCUGAGGAAGUGCGUCUGCGCUCCUUCACCACCACCAUCCACAAGGUCAACAGCAUGGUGGCGUACAAGAGGUCUGACUCCGUGUGACCUCUCCUGGUUCGCUCUCUCUCUCUCCUGUCAGGACUGUCCUGUCCGCUGUAAAUAUCGUUUCCUCUGUCAGUCUGUUUUAGAAGACUUUAUAUGUGUUACGUUUUAAACCUAAUAAAUGUU